AGUUUAUGUUCCAUAGUUUUAAGCUUUCAUGCUAUUUUAACGUCUAACUCACUCUGAGUUUGGCAAAUUGUGGUCUUCUACUGGGUUUUACCCGCUUAUAUGAUACAGCAGCUUCCAAGAUAUCCUAUCGAGGCCUUUGCCACUUUUAAUGCCUCAAAUGACUAAACUCAUACAUGUAUACCAAUAGAUUGUAAAAUGAUUUACGAUCAGACUCCAAAGACCAAAAAAAUGGCUGUUCGCACCCAUUUAAAAGGAUCUUCAGUGGAUAGCGAACUCUCAACUGGAACAUUCGUCUGUACUACAUCGGAAUGCUCGGCUUCAACAUGCGACAGUUUAAGGAAUAAGAGAAGGAAGCGAAUAGGAUCGACAAAGAGGGUCAUAAACCGGAAUAUUUCAAUUUCAAACGACGAUAAUUUACAUAGUGAUACAGAUAGCAGCGAUGUCGCAGAACUUAAAAGUGAAGAUAUAACAGAGGACAGGAUUUGUAGACGCUGUGAUAAGCUCACAUCGGAGCUAACAGAGUUGAGAAUGCAACACCAUGAUACAUGGUUAUCAAACAUUAAACCCCUGGAAGAGAUGCUUCUUAUGAAGGAGUCAACGAUAGACAGGCUACAGAGCGAAAUACUGGAAAAGGACAAACUGUUAUUGAAGGCUCAAAAGGUAGAAACUAAGAAACAGGAAAUGGAUACAAAGAGGAGAGAAAGUUUAAUCAAGCUCCAAGAAGAGAUACGUUUGCUGAAACAAAAGAAUGCGAACAAGAGUAUACAAAUUAGGGAGCUUGAAACAUCCAUUAAGGUCAAGGAUGAUAAUAUAUCGCAACUGGGUAUCGUAAUCGAAAGGUUGGAAAAGAACGCAUUAAGGGAUAGUGAGAUUAUUAAAAAGCUCAGAUCUAUGCUCGAAAACAAGAGCUAGUCUAUCACUAACGCGACACCAUGUACAAGAUCCAUGUGUAGAUGUAGCCUUUCUAUCUGGGUGGUGCUGUGAUUCCAAUAAUAGCAAAUUCCCA
Messenger RNA from Theileria equi strain WA, 1006 nucleotides. RefSeq lists its product as hypothetical. The transcript has 3 exons. The coding region runs from base 196 to 912 and encodes 238 amino acids. The record is from RefSeq and is a predicted model, not a curated record. Lineage: Eukaryota; Apicomplexa; Aconoidasida; Piroplasmida; Theileriidae.